Messenger RNA from Lecanosticta acicola, 660 nucleotides. Lineage: Eukaryota; Fungi; Ascomycota; Dothideomycetes; Mycosphaerellales; Mycosphaerellaceae. The record is from the annotation of a GenBank genome assembly.
AUGAGCGACCAACAGCAAUCUCUCAACCAACUCCUACAAUGGGGUAUCAAGAACUCGGAUUCGUCCCGCGAGGCACAGCCAACAGAACAGCAACGAGAUCCAAACAAGGGCCUCAACUCCAAAAUGCUUGCUGAAUUACUCGGCGGCCCAUCGGACGCAGAUCGCAUGCGGGAAGCCAUGACCGCGAUCGUCGCACCCGUGGACCAAGUCGACCUCGAGAACAAGUCAAUAGCAUGGGACAAUUUCGAGCAACUCGUCGAGCAAAUCGACAACGCCAACAACAUGGAAUCAUUAGGGCUCUGGCAGCCCCUCGUACAGCAGCUCGACCAUGAUGAAGGAGAGAUGCGGAAAGGUGCGGCAGCGUGCCUGAACACCGCGGUACAGAACAACAUCAAGUGUCAGGAGCGGCUGUUGAGCCUUGGCGUCGUUCCGAAGCUCGCAAAGAUGGCUACAGACGACCCAAAUCAGGCAGUCAGAAAGAAGGCUAUUAGCGCGCUGAGCAGCCAGGUGAGGAAUUUCCAGCCAGGAAUGGAUGAGUUGGAGAAGAACUUACCGGACAACGUGUGGAAGAGCAAGAAGGGUGGCGUCGAUGCCGCUGAUAUGGAGGCUUGUGAUGAGUUGAUCCAGACAUUGAGAGAUCAGUCUACUGCGAGAGGCUAA